AUGUGUCAAUUAAAAGAAAUGAGAUACAGACAACCACAAAAUUAUUUUCCAAAAGGUCCCAAAAAAAGUAUUUUAGCAAAAGAGUCACAUCGUCGUUGUCCAAAGGUUCCAUUCAUGAAUUUAGCAGAGUGUCUAUUACUACCCUUAUCAACCAACAGCGCUGCAGUCAGUGGCUACCCUUUGACCAGGGAUUCACCAAGAUUGAGAGAAAUGAAGUUAUCAUACAAUCAUCGUAGAGUGAAAAGCAAUGACUUGGUUUAUAAAGGUACAGCAUCAACAGAGGGUCAACAACAACAACCACAACAAGAAAACCACUUUAUUCAUGAAUUUAAGAAUCAUGAUAAUAAUAACAACAACUAUUAUAAUAACUAUCCAUAUACUAUCUCUAAACAACAACAACAACAACAACCAAAUUCAAUCAUGACCGUUGCACUUAAUGAUAAUCAUAAUAAUGAAAGAUAUCAAUUAAAUAAUAGUAACAAUGGUUCAGACAAUUCAUCUUCAUCUUCAUCAUCAUCAUCUUCAUCUUCUUCAAGUAGUGAUGAUAAUGGAUCAGAUGAAUCAUCAUCAUCAGAUAAUGGAAAUGAAGUAUCAAAAUUGGAAAAAGAAUUAUCAAAUAUAAUUGGUGGCGAUUUAUUGAGAAAGGCAAAUAUAUUAGUGGCAGAGGACGAUCCAUUCAACCGAAAGAUAGCUCUCCAUUUUCUCCAAGGAAAGCUGGGUCAUUCGGUGACAAUGGCCGAGGAUGGGUUACAGGCUGUCGAGGCUGCACUCUCUCAUUCGUUUGACCUCAUUCUCAUGGACGUGGAGAUGCCCCAAAUGACGGGUUUCGAGGCAACGGCCAAAAUCAGAGAGUUUGAGCUGCAACAAGGCCGCCGCACCCCCAUCAUCGCCCUAACCACCAGCGAUCGCAACGAAUGUAUCGAGGCGGGCAUGGACGACCACCUUCACAAGCCCGCUCGAUUCCAACAAUUAAAUAGCGUCAUCUCAUCGUUUCUUAGUAAAUCUUGUGAAUUAAAAUCAGUCAAUAGUAAAAGCAAUAGUUGUAAUACACUCGACCCUAUCAUUAGCUCUUCUUCUUCAUCCUCAUCUACUUCUUCUUCUUCUUCAUCUGGCAAUACAUUAUCGUCAUCAGUGUCAUCAUCUAAUCUUGGCCAGCUCUCUGGAAGCACCUCUCUUGUAAAUAGCAACAAUAAUAAUAAUAACAACAGUAAUCAUAGUCACCAACACAACCAUUUUAUCCACUCUCAUCAUCAGAGUAUGCCAAACCUUUUAGCACCACUUACCUCACCCAAUUCGCGUCACCAAACGCCAACAAUAUCAUCACCAAGUAUAUUGAAAUCGGCAACCCCAUCGCCAUUGGUCAACUGUUGCUCCUCGGCAUCAUCAUCAUCGACGUCUACUUCACAAUCAAAAGAUAUCAAAGUAUUUAACCAGAAAUUUUCCCUAAAUAGUCCACUUCCCAUUAGUUAUCAACAAAUACAUACACUCUCCUGUCAAAACAACAAUAAUAAUAAUAAUAAUAAUAAUCUUCCCAACAUUUGUUCAGCCAAUACUUCUCCAUCACUUCCUUCAUCUCCUUUGAUUCUUCAAGGCAGUAGUAGUAGUAACAAUAAUAAUAAUAAUUAUCCAUCUUCCUCCUCAUCCACUGUAAAUAAUGUAUAUACCUCUUCUUCUUCUUCGAGUAGUAAUAUAUCGUCACCUACCAAUGAAUCCAAUUUUAAUACGCCAAUUCUUCCCCCAACUACUCCUAGUAGUAUUUCAUCAUCAUCAACUCGCCUUCCUCCCAGUAGUAAUAUUAAUAUUUCAGGAUCCUCACCAACCAACUCUUCUUUUUUACAAACGUUGGUUAGUGAUGAUUAA
Molecule: messenger RNA, 1860 nt
Organism: Cavenderia fasciculata
Lineage: Eukaryota; Evosea; Eumycetozoa; Acytosteliales; Cavenderiaceae
Exons: 4
Coding region: 1-1860 (619 amino acids)
Biological process (GO): phosphorelay signal transduction system
Source: RefSeq, a predicted model, not a curated record